Messenger RNA from Symbiodinium necroappetens, 1116 nucleotides. NCBI's taxonomy places the organism in Eukaryota, Dinophyceae, Suessiales, Symbiodiniaceae. The record is from the annotation of a GenBank genome assembly.
AUGACAUCUGCAGUGUCACCAGCAGAUCUGAAAUCGCUGCCAAACCUUCCGGGCUAUACCUUUCCAGAGUACAAGGACAAUUAUGCCAGGCCGAACACUUGGAAUGUGGUGAACGGCGUGCGCAUCGAACAGAAGGAAGGUCUCUCCUUCGACAAGCCAAAGUUCGUCAAGGUGAGCAAGGCUCCGGACGUUUGGCGGUCCGGCUCUCUGCCCGAUAGUCAGACCCGCGCCGUCUUCAAGAAUGCGGGCGCCGACAUCCAGUUCCAGGAUUUGCCGGCCUGGGACGCCUUCGACCGCCACGUCUUGCGCUUUAGCGGCUACUUCAAGGAGUCGGUAGUGGAGACGAACCUGGAGAACUUCCGUGUUCGGAAAGUAACCAUCUACUACUACCUGGAGGAUGAUACUUGCCAGAUCAUCGAGCCGAAGCAGGACAACAGCGGCAUCCCGCAAGGACAGCUCAUUCGGCGACAUCGCUUUCCGUCCGCCGACGGAGGCUACCUCAAAACGGAGGAUAUCCGAGUGGGCUCUACCCUUCAGAUCUACGGCCGUAGCAUCUUCGUCACGGACUGCGACCCCUUUACCAGGGAGUUUUACGAGAGCGCCGGCGACCCCCAGGGCGCACCGGAGCCGGAGGAGAUGGACCCCUUCCAGGAGACGCGCCAGGCUAUGAAAAACCAUGCGCCGGUCCAGCCAAGGACCUAUGAAAAGGUUUACAGAGAGGUGAUGCUCGGCGGUGGCCACAUCAACGCUGACAUGCAGCAGUUCUUGGAGAACGACAAGAGGGUGCUGAGAUUCUUCGCCGUGCUAGAUGAUGUCUUCACGCCUCAGUUUGAGCGACGGCCGUUCACUAUUAUGUUCUUCCUUGCGGACGACAUGAUCGAAAUCCGGGAGCAGUACCCGCUGAACUGUGGCAGGGACAACUUCCCGAUCUUCUUCCGCAAGGGGAAGAUGCCAAUGGGCGCGUACAAGGUCGAGGGACCUCAAGCGCAAGCCCGCAAGAAGAACGAGUAUGUUCAUGGCCACGACUUCCGAGUGGGCAUGACUGUUCAGUUGUUGGGCACCUACUCGUUCUUCAUCUACGAUGCAGACGAGUUCACACGGCGCCACUUCGUGAAC